Messenger RNA from Durusdinium trenchii, 873 nucleotides. NCBI's taxonomy places the organism in Eukaryota, Dinophyceae, Suessiales, Symbiodiniaceae. The record is from the annotation of a GenBank genome assembly.
AUGCCAUCCUCGGUUCUUCAUGGUGAUAGCUUCGGAGUGCAGUCGUCGACGACUCCGGAGUCUAAGAAGACCGCUGGCCACGGGGAGUUCGACGCCAAAAAGGCCUUGAAAGAGUGUGGGAAUCUGUCAGACGGCACCGCUGCAGGAUGCGCUCAUGUCCAAGAUCCAGCUUUUACUUCAGCGCAUGCCGAGCCGAGAGCAGCGCUACAGACUGGUCACCGGAGCACUGAGCCAACAGCAGCGCGGAUGCCGCCACCGACACCUUCUGCGCCACGGGCAGCUCCGACCCGGGGCCGACGGGCCACCAGACGGCGCCGAGCCGAGGUAAGGAGACCCAGGACCGUGGACCGGAACGAGUCCGAGGAGUGCGAGGAACUGGAUGAAACGUCAUUCAGAGGCUUGAUGAAGAAGAGGGGCGGGAAAUACGUGGCAGGAAUCCACCUGUGCAACGUGAGAAUUACGAGCCGGUCCGUCGACUUGCAAACGGGUUUGGACAUUCUUUCAGUGCUGGCAUCUGCCAAAGCCCGGCAUCCUUUCCUAGAAGAGUUGCAAGGUGCUUUGGAAGAUGCUGCCGAAGAACAAGGGCAGAGACUCUCUGAGAUGGGUCUGGCCUUUCGUUUCGAGAAGACGAUGCACUUCUGGUGUGGCCUUUUGGCCUUGCCCAGUUCGCACGACCUGGCGCAGGUGGAACGUUGGCAAGCUUCCUGCGUGGAGGUUUUUCGAGAACUGGGCUCUGGACCCGGGAUGACUCCCUGUGCUUUCUGGUGGCGGAGCCCCGGAUAUCUGGCCGAGAAGUGGGGACGUUUGAGACCGAGGCGGUUGAGGUUCUGUCGAGGGUUCCGUUUCAGCUUUGCUUGGCACCUGGAGCCUUGA